Molecule: messenger RNA, 1755 nt
Organism: Tupaia belangeri chinensis (Chinese tree shrew)
Lineage: Eukaryota; Metazoa; Chordata; Mammalia; Scandentia; Tupaiidae
Product: AT-rich interactive domain-containing protein 5A
Biological process (GO): regulation of transcription by RNA polymerase II
Cellular component (GO): nucleus
Molecular function (GO): transcription cis-regulatory region binding
Source: RefSeq, a predicted model, not a curated record
CCGCCACUACGAGAGGCUGGUCCUCCCAUACGUUCGGCACCUGAAGGGGGAGGAUGACAAGCCGCUGCCCCCCUCCAAGCCCAGGAAACAAUACAAGAUGGCCAAGGAGCCCCGUGGGGACGAUGGGGCCACGGAGAAGCUGAAGAAGGCCAAGGAGGAGAGGCGUGUGGAGCCGAUAAUGCCAGGGAAGACCAGAGCAGAUGCCACCGACCAGGCACAGCUCCCCAGCCGGGAGCCCCCCAGGGGCAGCAUGGAGCAGCUCAGCCCGUCUCCUGGGCCCUCUCUGCCCUUCGUGGGUGCCAGCGGCUGCCCUGAGGCCUACAAGCGGCUCCUGUCCAGCUUCUACUGCAAAGCCACACACGGCAUCAUGUCACCCCUGGCCAAGAAGAAGCUCCUGGCCCAGGUGAGCAAGGCAGAGGCCUUGCAGUGCCAGGAGGAGGGCUGUCGUCAUGGAGUGGGCAGCCCCGAUGGGGAUCCCGCGGCAGCCCCAGCUGUUCACCCCCCAGAAGGCCCCCGGAGCCCUGAAGGGCUGGCUGAGAACUCCAGGCACCGGCUGACCCCACAGGAGGGAGUUCAGACCCCGGGGGGUGGCCUCAGGGAGGAGGCCCAGGCAGGCCCCUGCCCCACAGGCCCCAUUUUCACGGGCUGUUUCCACACCUACCCUGCUGAGGUGCUGAAGCCAAUCAGCCAGCACCCUCGGGACUUCUUCUCCAGCCUUAAAGAUGGGGUGUUCCUGGGGCCUCCUGGCAAAGAGGGGCUGUCAGUGAAAGAGCCCCCACUGCUGUGGGGCGGAGACGCCGGCCACCCUUCUGCAUUCCACAAAGGCAGCUCCAGAAAGGGCAGCCUCUACCCCAAGCCCAAAGCCUGCUGGGUGUCCCCCAUGGCCAAGGCCCCCUCUGCUGACAGCCCCGGGCCACUGCCCGCCUUCCCCAGCAGCCCCAGUCUCGGCCACAAGCGCAGCCUGGAGGAGGAGGCCUUUGUUCACAGUGGCAAAAAACUGCGGGCCGUGUCUCCCUUCCUCAAGGAGGUGGACACCAAGGAGAGUGGGGCCAAAGCUGCAGGCCCCGGCUUGGCCGUCUCCUGCCUGCUGGGCCCAGCCCUGGGACCUGCCCCCCCGGAGGCCUAUAGGGGCACCAUGCUGCGCUGCCCUCUGAACUUCGCCAGCACCUCGGACCCCUUAAAGGGCCAGGCCAUGCUACCUUUCAGCCCCCUGGUCAUCCCAGCCUUCCCAGCCCACUUCCUGGCCACCACAGGCCCCUCGCCUGUGGCCGCUGGCCUGAUGCACUUGCCCCCUGCGACCUUCGACAGUGCCCUCCGUCACAGACUCGGCCCGGCUUCGUCUGCCUGGCACGCACCACCGGUCACAACGUAUGCAGCGCCCCACUUCUUCCACCUCAACACCAAGCUGUAGGUCGGCCUGCUUGCUGUGCUGUGGAGGUUCUGGCCUGGCCCGAGAUGGGGAGGUGCUGCCCGGAGGCCCUGGGCUGGAGCCAGCACCCGGGACAGCAGCCACACCCGGGCCGGGCAGCCUGGCAUAGUCAGAGGGAAGCAGUGGGAACUGGGUCUGUCUCGGGCAGCCUAGACCGAGACUGGGGACCCAGUGCAAGCCCUCGGGAGAGGACAAUGCAGGGUUGGUCCAGCUGGAGACUCUGGAGCAGAGGCCAGGAGUCGAUGAGGGACUGAGGAGGCGAUGGCAGCUUGGGAAUCCGGGAUCCCCACAGGAAAUCCAAUAAAAGACACCAGUGAGUCCACAAA